Branchiostoma floridae (Florida lancelet) is the source of this 1985-nucleotide messenger RNA. RefSeq lists its product as uncharacterized. Gene Ontology annotation, cellular component: extracellular region. The transcript is spliced from 10 exons. The record is from RefSeq and is a predicted model, not a curated record. Gene Ontology annotation, molecular function: chitin binding. Lineage: Eukaryota; Metazoa; Chordata; Leptocardii; Amphioxiformes; Branchiostomatidae. Bases 238 to 1695 code for a protein of 485 amino acids.
CCUUACGUCGGCGGGGAGGUCUGACGUCUUGUGUAUCCUUCUUCUUCAUUCUACAAGCAAGGCGGACGCUAGUGACGCUAAGAAUCUGUCAAGAAACCGAUCAAAACAACAGGAAGUCUUGGGUAUAAAUGAUGCAGCCGGCUAGUGAGAGGUAUAGCUCCAACAGGAGAGACCACCAAGACACAAGAAGCACGGAGAGAAGACGUCCAACAAACUCAAGAAGUCACCGCUGCAACCAUGAUGUUCUUCAGGGAAAUAGUUUUCUUUUGCAUCGUCGGCUUUGCCAUCUCCACCCCGAUCUCCAAACGACAGGCUGAACAAAGUUCCGAAGCCUUCAGCUGUGAGGGCAGGUCCCCGGGGAUGUACAGUGACCCUAAGAACUGCUCCAUGUACUACGAGUGUGUGCUGGGCCACCCCGUGUACCAUCGCGCAUGCGCGCCUGGAGGACCCGUGUUCGACGAACAAGACCACAUGUGUGACUGGCCCGAGAACGUGCCGCCGCCAUGCGGGACACAGAGGAUGGUUACCGAGGCUCCCGAGCCCUUCACCUGUGAUGACAAGGCCCCGGGUCUGUACGCAGACCUGCUGAACUGCAGUAUGUACUGGGAGUGUGUGGUCGGACAUCCCGCCUACAACCGGCCCUGUGCGCCUGACGGACUCGUCUUCAACACCCUGCUGGGAGUCUGUGACUGGCCCUACAACGUCGUCGGUACGUGCGGGACGAAGUCUUCACGUUCCCGCCGUGAUGUCACUGAGGAGUCUGGGGACGAGAGCACAGACGAGACCAUGAAUGAAGUUUUCAGCUGUGAGGACAGGUCCCCGGGGAUGUACAGUGACCCUAAGAACUGCUCCAUGUACUAUGAGUGUGUGCUGGGCCACCCCGUGUACCACCGCGCAUGCGCGCCCGGAGGACCCGUGUUCGACGAACAAGACCACAUGUGUGACUGGCCCGAGAACGUGCCGCCGCCAUGCGGGACACAGAGGAUGGUUACCGAGGCUCCCGAGCCCUUCACGUGUGAUGACAAGGCCCCGGGUCUGUACGCAGACCUGCUGAACUGCAGUAUGUACUGGGAGUGUGUGGUCGGACAUCCCGCCUACAACCGGCCCUGUGCGCCUGACGGGCUCGUCUUCAACACCCUGCUGGGAGUCUGCGACUGGCCCUACAACGUCGUCGGCACGUGCGGGACGAAACAUGAAACUCGUGACAUGGACAUGAUGGAUGAUACCUUCCUAACAGACUCUGGGAAUGAGACCGACGACAUUGGCUCUGGGGACGAGACCACCGAUGAGCCCAUCGAAGUUUUCAGCUGUGACGGGAGAGCCGAGGGCCUGUAUUCCGACCCUGCCGACUGCUCCAUGUACUACCAGUGCGUGGUGGGCCACCCCCUGUACCACCGCCCAUGCGCUCCGGGAGGAACCGUCUUCGACGAGGAGGACCAGAUCUGCGACUGGCCCGAGAACGUGGCGCCACCAUGCGGGACGGAGAUGACACGUCCACCCUUCACGUGUCUGGGAAAGGUCCCCGGCAGCUACACCGACCCUGACGACUGUGCUAAGUACUACCAGUGUGUAGCCGGCCAUGCUGACCCCAUCCACCGCGACUGUCCCGCCGGAGGACUCGUCUUCGACGCCGAGCUGAUGAUCUGCAACUGGCCCACGGCCGUCAUGGCUCCGUGCGGGUACAAAAGAGAGUAAGUACACAUGUACCAGGGAGACACCAACAGCCAGGAAGCCCUAAGCCAUAUAGUUUCAGUGUGAUAAGUGAUCUGUAAGACCCUAUCGUUUGUCCAGAGAUUUUAUCUGAGUAUGCAAAAGCUCGUGUUUCAUAGUCAUAGUGUUAUCAUGGACUGCUGGUCAGUCUGGUUGUCUUAAAAGUCUACAUUUUGUACUGCAUAUAACUUAUUAUAAGUUAUGGUAUACUGCUGAGACUUUGCUUCUUUUGUAAGCUUUUACACUAUUUUGCAAUAAAGAAAGUUUGAAACAUA